AUGGCCUACGUCGCCAAGGCCGCCGUCUUCUUCUUCCUCGCUGUCGGCGCCGCCGCCGUCAUCAGCUGCCAUGCAGCACGCUCAGGCGCCGCCAUUGCCGCCGGUGGCUGCCAGCUGUCGGAUAUCACCGUGACGACGGCGAGGACGGGGAAGGUGGUGGAGGGGCAGCCGGAGUACGAGGUGACCGUCGCCAACGGGUGCGCGUGCCCGCAGAACGGCAUCCGGGUGAGCUGCCCCGGCGGCGUGCAGAGCGUCGAGCCGGUGGACGAGAGCAAGAUCCGCGCGGAGGACCUCGGGCUCUGCCUCGUCAACGACGGCAUGCCGGUGGCCAACGGGUCGCCGGUGACGUUCACGUACGCGUGGGCGCAGCCGCAGGACUUCGCCGCCGCCCAAGCCACGCCGUGGUGCUCAUGA
Molecule: messenger RNA, 414 nt
Organism: Oryza brachyantha (malo sina)
Lineage: Eukaryota; Viridiplantae; Streptophyta; Magnoliopsida; Poales; Poaceae
Product: TPD1 protein homolog 1-like
Exons: 1
Coding region: 1-414 (137 amino acids)
Biological process (GO): cell fate determination
Source: RefSeq, a predicted model, not a curated record